Messenger RNA from Telopea speciosissima, 726 nucleotides. RefSeq names its product protein TIFY 10B-like. Gene Ontology annotation, biological process: regulation of defense response; response to wounding; regulation of jasmonic acid mediated signaling pathway. NCBI's taxonomy places the organism in Eukaryota, Viridiplantae, Streptophyta, Magnoliopsida, Proteales, Proteaceae. The transcript has 6 exons. The record is from RefSeq and is a predicted model, not a curated record. Gene Ontology annotation, cellular component: nucleus. The coding region runs from base 26 to 634 and encodes 202 amino acids.
GAGAGAGAUAGACACAGGGAGGAACAUGCCUCAGAGCAGUUGCUUGUUUAGAGAGUACCUCAUCGACAAAGCUCUACAUAAUACAGCAAGAACAAAUGCUCAAGGAUCUGACACUAUCAAAAGGAUACCACUUUGCCCUUUAUUACAACCUGAAGUCAUUGGUACUUCCCAAUGCACACCCUUUCUGGAACAAGGGUCAUUCCCCACAGAUAGUUCAAGUAUAAUGCUACCCGAAUCGUCUAACUCUAGUUCCUCAAAGACACAACUCACCAUUUUCUACCAAGGGAUGGUUUAUGUGUAUGACAAUGUUCCUGCUGAUAAGGCCCAAGAAAUUAUACUUCUUGCUGGAGAAAGCUCUUUGUUGAAUUCAGUUACCACGGAAACACCGGACAUGCAUGUAACAACACCAUCUGUUCCUAAUUCCAGUUUAUUAUCCAUUUGCAAGCUUCAAGGAGGCAUUGACAUUGCAAGAAAGUAUUCUCUUAAGCGGUUCCUUGAGAAACGUCGGCAAAGGUUCAUAAACAAGUCUACUUGUGGCUUUCCCAUUAUACAGCAAGAGAAUGGCAACCCAACAUCCGAUGAUUGCAUGGUUGACAAUGAAACCUUUUCUGCAGCAACUUCCCUUCACAUUUAGAAUGCCUUCUCUCCCUCUUUCACCUGAUCAAAUUGGUUCAUUAGAUUGUUCCUCUGCUUUGGUUGGUUUAGGUCAUUCGUGUUUUAGGAUUA